Messenger RNA from Toxorhynchites rutilus septentrionalis, 993 nucleotides. RefSeq lists its product as uncharacterized. NCBI's taxonomy places the organism in Eukaryota, Metazoa, Arthropoda, Insecta, Diptera, Culicidae. The record is from RefSeq and is a predicted model, not a curated record. Bases 1 to 993 code for a protein of 330 amino acids. Gene Ontology annotation, biological process: DNA integration. Gene Ontology annotation, molecular function: nucleic acid binding. The transcript has a single exon.
AUGGGACAGCUACCCGCUGGUCGCGUACGCCCAGGACGACCUUUCUUGAUAACUGGCGUUGAUUACUGUGGACCAUUUUAUUUGAAGCCAGCACGUCGAAACGCAGCUCCAACAAAAGUAUAUAUUGCGGUGUUCGUCUGCUUCACAACCAAGGCAAUGCACCUUGAGAUUGCUAGUGACUUGUCUACCAAAAGUUUCAUUUCGAUCUUGCGCCGAUUCAUCGGCUACCGUGGAAUGCCAGCCGAGAUACAUUCUGACAACGCCAAGAAUUUCUCUGGAGCCCGUAAUGAACUUAAAGAGCUACACGAAAUACUGAAUAACCAGACUAGCUGUAAUGCCAUCUGCAACGAACUUUCUCAGAAAGGAAUUGAGUGGAAGUUUAUCCCACCUCGCGCUCCCAACUUCGGAGGAUUAUGGGAAGCUGCCGUUCGCUCCGUGAAAACUGCGUUGAAGAAAGAGAUAGGUCUUCAACAGCUCAGUUACGAUCAUUUUACCACCCUCCUAGUUCAGAUAACCGCUACUUUAAACUCACGGCCUUUGUCGCCCCUAUCAGAUGACCCCACGGAAUUUGAAGCGCUAACCCCCGCACAUUUCCUGAUUGGCUCAUCCAUGAAAGCUUUGCCCGAACCCAAUUUCAUUUCAAAACCCACAAACCGACUUGACCACUACCAGCAAACUCAGCAAAUGUUCCAGCGUUAUUGGCAACGAUGGAGCAAGCAAUACCUAACGCAGCUACAAGUGGCAACGAAGAACCUGCCAAUGAACACCAUCCAAAUCGGAAGUAUUGCCGUGCUACGAGAGGACAACCUGCCACCGCUUUGUUGGCCUCUAGCGAGGAUCAUUGGAUUACAUCCAGGUUUGGACGGAGUCGUUCGAGUGGUGACGGUGAAAACGGCGACCGGAGUAUACAAACGUGCAGUCAAUCGCAUCUGUCCACUGCCUUUCGAUGAGUAUCAACGAACAAAGACGUCUACGGAACUGCCAACUAUUUGA